CGCUCGAAAGCGUGUCCAAGACGGAUGGGUCCCUUUUGCCCAAAUCCAAGAUGGAAUUCGUAGGCAGCUCCAACAUCCUGCCCACGACAGAACGGACUCGCCAAAGAGGAUUUCUACGGGAACUCCAUGAACCUCAGCCAGACGGCAUAGACGACAUUCAGGGGUUGUGGGAGCUGUAGUCCAAAACUUCUAAAGGGAACCAAGUUGCCUACUGCAAAGAAUAAAUCUCGAAUGGCAGACGCUCUAUCUGAUAGCCAGCGUUGAGAUCCCUUUGAUCAGUGUUGGGAAUGGCAAGAACAACAUAUUUAUUGGCAAAUAGAUGGACCAGGAUUGUCUCCUCCGGACCUGGGCAACAUGGGAAUAACCAACUAGACGACAUUAGGAGGGUUACACGAGAGUGCCCCGGAAGCGGAAAGGAGGGGAAACCCGGAAGUGGUUGCAGAUGGGCUAGAGAUUGUUUGCCGGUUGUUUUGCUGGUUUGUUUCCUUGCGUCCCUCGCAGCCCCUUCCCUUGCCAGGCGGAGGAGGAUGAAUUUGUCCUGGCGCGGGCAGGGGUGGCGCCCGUGGGUGGCCUGCCUGCUUGGGAGCCUUCUGGCAGCAGUAGCUGAAAGAGAUGAAACUACUGACUUCCUGUCUGAAAAGUUAAGCGAAACUAUCCCACCAUUCAGUGUAGAAAGCAAUUCUGCACAUGCAAGCAACAAUGGGCCUAAGGAACCAGUUCAGUACAGGACUGCAGAGAUUGCUGAUGCUAUGAUGGGUAGUGGCAUGCCUGCAAGUCAGCCUGUAGUAUUGUCAGUUAUUCCAGGUGAGACAAAGGAGAGAAAUCUAUUUGAAUCAGACACGGACACCUGUGAUGCAGCAGUUGAUGGUGAAUGUAGUACACAGGGUAUCGCUUCAUCUCUAUCUCAGCCAGAAUUUCAUGCACAGGAUCCAAUAAUAGAGCCACCUGUAAUACUGGAGGCAGUGCAUCCUUCAUCAGUAGAAGACUCUAAUAGCACAGACAGUAUGAAAACUCCAAAAGUGAAUUGUGAGGAAAGAAACAUUACAGGGAUGACUAAUUUCACCUUACAAAUCUUGAAUAUUUCCCAAGAUUUAAUGGAGUUUUUAAAUCCAAAUGGAAGUGACUGUACAUUGGUCCUGUUUUAUACCCCUUGGUGCCGUUUCUCUGCCAAUCUGGCUCCUCAUUUUAAUUCCUUGCCUCGAGCAUUCCCAACUCUUCAUUUCUUGGCAUUAGAUGCUUCUCAGCACAGCAGUUUGUCAACCAGAUUUGGAACUGUGGCAGUUCCUAACAUCCUUCUUUUUCAAGGAGCUAAGCCCAUGGCAAGGUUUAACCAUACAGAUCGAACCUUGGAAAUGCUGAAAGCUUUCAUUUAUAAUCAGACAGGAAUAGAGCCCAAGACUGAUGUGGCAGUGACUGAAGAAGAUCAAGUUGGUCCCCUGCCUAGCACACUGAGCAGAGGAAUAGAUUGGCUUCUUUUAUUUUCUUUACUAUUUCUUAUCAGUUUCAUCAUGUAUGCUACUGUUCGAACUGAGAGUAUUCGGUGGUUAAUACCUGGUCAAGAUCAAGAGCACCAGGAAUGAUACGUGAACAGAACUGUAAAUUUCAAAACAAGUUAAGCUACAUAAAAUUGUACAGAUAGUCAACUCUUUGUGACUUCUUGUGAGCCGGAACCCUAUCUUGUUCAUCAUGUGUUCCAGAACACACACCAUUCCUGAUCAGAAAUUGUGCUACAAAUAUGAAGACGUGUAGUUGGAAAUUACUAAUAAAAUGCUGCUGGAUCAAUUUUAUGUGACAAAAAAAUGCAUCCUGGUGACAUGCUUUAGAAGCUCAUUUAGGGGUGUGGGUGGAGAUUGGGAGAUUUCUGGGGUUCUCUGGUCUUUGGGAAAACAAACAGUUUCAGAUUGUAGAAAAUUACAAGGAUGUUUUGUACCUUGGAAGAUGACUGCAGAUGCAGAUGAUUCGAAAAUGGAAAUAACAGACAUAGGUAUGAGCUUAGAUUUUAGAAAGUUCCCUGACCUUUUUGUGUUGGGGUUUUUGUUUUGCAUCUCAGAUGCUGUGUAACCUACAUUAGAGUAGGAUUGUUAUAUUGAACUAGGUGGAGCCCCUACCCACAUUUUUAAUGUAGGUAGGAAAUGUAUCAGAAUUAACUUCUUUAUCAGAUAUGUCUUGUAUUGUUGUAUGUUCUUGAGUCCAGGUUUAAACCCUAUAAUGUUAUUAGACUGCUGAAAUUGUCACACUUGUGGUGCUCUGAUCACAGUAUUUGAAUUAUUGCUGCUGUAGUUCAUGACAGGAGUUUAAAGGUAAGUUUCAUUAAUUUCUGAUGUGUAAACCUGACAUUUACUUAAGGCUGAUUGAACAAUAUAUUUUGGCAUUCUAAGAGGGCAGAAUGCAUAGCAAAAACCACAGAUAUAAAACAAUUGUAAAUGGGAAAGGUGUAUGUUAUUUCAUGCUUAGCAAAGUUACUUGAAGCACUGGUGUGAUUAUACUAUUUGAAAGUGAAUGGUAUAGUUUUAUUGUUUCUCACUAUGAUUUUGUAUUGUGUUUUUACUAAAAUAGCUUGAAUCAACAGAAAACUUUAAAAUAGGCAGUAUUAAACUAAGUUGUAAUCCUAAGCUGCUCCUACUAACUGUGUCUUCAUGUGUACUCUCAAAACCCUGUCCCUGGAGGUUUGGGUCACCCUCUGAAGCAGAUUUGUUGGGGGCUUUGUUGUGGAGGAAUGGAGCAGAAUCCUACUGGACGUAAGAGUUCACCCAAUAUGAAGAAUAAAUCCAGCUACAAUAAAUCAUGGCUACAAUAUAUCCAGCAACAUCAUACUUCUGUGGCAUUUUUGAGACUACUGUAUCACAAUAAACCUAUUAAAUGUCAGUGUUCCAA
Messenger RNA from Varanus komodoensis (Komodo dragon), 2874 nucleotides. It is a transcript of the gene TXNDC15, whose product is annotated as thioredoxin domain containing 15. The record is from RefSeq and is a predicted model, not a curated record. Gene Ontology annotation, cellular component: cilium. Gene Ontology annotation, biological process: cilium assembly. The transcript is spliced from 6 exons. The coding region runs from base 288 to 1580 and encodes 430 amino acids. Lineage: Eukaryota; Metazoa; Chordata; Lepidosauria; Squamata; Varanidae.